CAGAUCAGUGACAACAACCCAUUGGAUUAUACCUACAUCAAGAACAUCACACACGCACACCAACUCACAGGGGAUGGGCUCAUUCCUUGUACCUCUUGCUCACCUACCACAUUGAGCAAACCCAAACUAGACCUCAAGGGUGCCACAGCUGUGUUCAUCAAAUCUCUACACCACACUCUCCCCCCCAUAUGUGCCACAACUGAAUAUCACUGCAUACUGCACAGCUCUCUGCAGCUACUCAGUCCCUAUGUCACACCCCCACCCAAUGCUGAAUCCAUCCUAUCCAUGUUCAACACCUCAUUUGACCCACAUGA
This is a messenger RNA of Pisolithus orientalis, 314 nucleotides long. RefSeq lists its product as uncharacterized. The annotation marks the transcript as partial. NCBI's taxonomy places the organism in Eukaryota, Fungi, Basidiomycota, Agaricomycetes, Boletales, Pisolithaceae. The transcript has a single exon. The record is from RefSeq and is a predicted model, not a curated record.